AUGUCCUUCGAAAGCGUCAUGCCGCCGUACAACGCCACGGACCCGUCGGCCUCCUUCCUCAACUCCUCUUGUCUAGACUUCCUCCUCAUCGAGCUCGUGCCCAUGGCCUUUCGCGUGACGAGAGACCUCGAAGCCGCGCCGACUGAUGCGAGUGGGACCAGUGGCGGUGCGGCCGCUGCAGGAGGAGGUGCUUCAGCUGACGCGCUGUCGUCGGUGAGCCACAGCCAGGGCGGGGGAACAGACGGGGGCCCCGCGCCGUCGAGCGCGGAUGGGGCUGCGGGCGGGAGCACAGUCAGGAAACUGGAUGAGGACGAGGAGCGAGAUGCGGUGUUUUAUCGGCUUGAGACGCUGGGGUAUCGUGUUGGGCAGGGGCUUGUUGAAAGAGACCGGCCGCGAUUCAACGAUACGCUCGACGUCAUCAAGUUUGUCUGCAAGGAUCUUUGGUCGCUUGUGUUUAGGAAACAGAUUGACAACCUCAAGACAAAUCACAGGUUCCUCUGGUUCCCGUGCGGAAUUGUGCGCGGAGCGCUGGCGGCGUUAGGUAUCAACGCCACCGUCCAGGCCGAGACCAACGAGCUACCGGCAGCUAUUUUCCAAAUCAAGACACUGCCGUCGAGCACAUAA
This is a messenger RNA of Colletotrichum fioriniae, 624 nucleotides long. The record is from RefSeq and is a predicted model, not a curated record. Lineage: Eukaryota; Fungi; Ascomycota; Sordariomycetes; Glomerellales; Glomerellaceae.